CUCCCGCAUUCCUGCAAUCUGUUCCCGUACAGGCGUGCACUGUCCAUCCCAAUAUCCCACUCAAGUCAGGGCCCACAACCUGUUUGAUAUUUUUCCUCUGUGAAGAUCAACCCGCUUGUUCCUGAUCAAAUGCAUUUCCACCAUAUAUCACACGGCAUCUUCUCCAUCUCAAUGCAUAGGAUCUCCAAGGCCCCAACCUACUCCUUAGCUUACUGUAUAGUCGUCUUGGACUUUAGUAGAUUCCUUCCCAACCUUCUCCCCCACACCCUCUCCCUCUGUGUGUGUGUAUAUACAAUGGGUAAUGGGUAGAAACCAGAGAGCCACAAGAGCGAGGAUAAUGGCAGGUGGCUCUAAAUCUUUUUGGGUUUCUCUCUUGCUCUUUUUAUCCGCCGUCGUUGACAGAUCAAUUGGCAAAAUCACGCCCAGGUUUCCUUCUUCUGUUAUUCAGCCCGAGAGAUUCUCUCUUGCUGCGGAAAAAAGAGAUGAGCUAUACGAAGCCAAGUACUUUACCCAAACUCUGGAUCACUUUAAUUUCAAUCCCCAGAGCUACCAAACCUUCCAACAGAGAUACUUGAUCAGCCACAAGCACUGGGGUGGCGCCGCCAAUAACUCCCCCAUCUUCGUCUAUAUGGGAAAUGAAGGAGAUAUAGAGUGGUUCGCGCAGAACACGGGCUUUAUGUUCGAAACCGCCCCCCAUUUCAGAGCUCUUCUUGUUUUCAUUGAGCAUAGAUACUACGGAAAAUCUCAUCCGUUUGGGGGCAAUAAGGAUGUAGCAUACAGAAAUGCAAGCACGCUUGGGUAUCUGAGCUCGACACAGGCAUUGGCGGACUAUGCCACUCUCAUCAUUGAUCUCAAGAAUAAUUUAACAGCAACGGACUCUCCUGUGUUCGUCUUUGGAGGAUCCUAUGGAGGAAUGCUGGCAGCGUGGUUUAGGCUGAAGUACCCACAUGUGACCAUGGGAGCUCUGGCUUCUUCUGCCCCCAUCCUCAAUUUUGACGAUAUAACAUCUCCCAAUUCCUUCAACACCAUCAUCACCAACGACUUCAGGAGUGAGAGCGAGAAUUGUUACAAAGUGAUAAAAGGAUCGUGGGAGCACAUAGAAAACGUUGUACAGCAAGCAGGGAGACUUGACGUACUGCAAAAAUCAUUCAGAUUAUGCAAGAAUAAUAUUAGUGCGGCUGAUAUAAAGAAUUGGCUUGCAACAGCAUAUACUUACACUGCCAUGACAGAUUACCCGACUCCUUCCAAUUUCAUAAAUCCCUUGCCAGCUUAUCCCAUAAAACAGAUGUGUAGGGCAGUUGACGAUCAAACAACUGGGAAUGAUACAUUUGCCAAGUUGUAUGGUGCGGCUAACAUAUUCUAUAACUACUCUGGAACUGCCACGUGUUUCGAUGUGAAUGAUCAGUCGGAUCCCCACGGCCUCAACGGAUGGCAACAUCAGGCAUGUACGGAAAUGGUAAUGCCAUCGGGUGGGAAUGAUGAGAAGAGUAUGUUUCCAGCUUAUUAUCAAUGGGACUACAAUGAGCGAUUGGAGUACUGUCAAUUUCACCAUGGCAUCUUUCCUCCUAGACCUCACUGGAUUACUACUGAAUUUGGUGGCCAUAAUAUUGAGAGGGUGUUGAAAGGGUUCGGAAGCAACAUUAUUUUCUUUAAUGGCUUAAGAGACCCUUGGAGUGGUGGAGGGGUGCUAAAGAAUAUAUCAAGUAGCAUAAUUGCCAUAGUUGCGAAAGAAGGAGCACACCACGUGGACCUAAGAUUUUCAAGUAAUGAAGAUCCUAAGUGGCUCCAGGAUGUGAGGAAACAACAAAUCAACAUCAUUGCCAAGUGGCUCUCAGAAUAUUAUGAUAACUUAGCCCACCCAUCUUGAUCCCACUCCCCAAUGCUACUCAUAACUGUUAUUCAUGCGUCCAUAUCAAAGGAGAGGAGAGGAGUUUGUGGGUCCCUAUGCCUUUUCUCUCCUCCCUUUAUCAUUACGUGAACUCUUCAUGAUCACAGACUUAUAAUAAAUCGCAUGGCUUUUCCAUGUUAGCUA
Messenger RNA from Malania oleifera, 2032 nucleotides. RefSeq lists its product as uncharacterized. The record is from RefSeq and is a predicted model, not a curated record. The coding region runs from base 302 to 1867 and encodes 521 amino acids. The transcript is spliced from 10 exons. Gene Ontology annotation, biological process: proteolysis. Gene Ontology annotation, molecular function: serine-type exopeptidase activity; dipeptidyl-peptidase activity. NCBI's taxonomy places the organism in Eukaryota, Viridiplantae, Streptophyta, Magnoliopsida, Santalales, Ximeniaceae.